CACAGUGGACUGGGGAGGUCGGACACAUUUCGCCGGCAGCACUGAACUCGUGUUUACGUUCUGUAGAGCUCACGUAUAAUGGCAGCCGAACAAGCGUGUUUCUAAUUCAACAAAUGUUCCUUUUCCGGGUAGCCGGUAUUAGCAGCUGAUAUUGGGAGUUCACACAAACUCCAGCAUGAGGCGACUGCUUCUAGAGGACUGUGUCCUUCUGGUUGUUCUUGUCAAUUGGAUCGUGUUGGUUCAGACGCGGUCAGCGUGUGGGCGUGGUCGAUUCCUCGACCCUGACUCACAGAUGUGUGAGUACUGUAGCGUGGUGUGUGACAACAUGGAGAUACAAAACACUGUCAGAAAAUGCAGCACGAAUUGCCCAGAUUUCCUUAAAAAGACAACCUCUCCGACAGCAUCAACGUGGGCUUCAUCUCUUCCAACUCCAACUGGUCUGAAAGUGGUGGCGACUACAUCAACGACGUAUUCGCAGCUGAGCUUGAAAGUGGUCGCGCCUGUUGCCUCCAUUGCAGCUGUCGUCGUCAUCCUUGCGUUGUCACUGUACCACAGACAGAAGCUUCACCAGAUGUACCUCAGUGCCCAGUGUUACUGUCACAACAAGCGCCCCGUGCAGGAGGUCGGUGGAGACCAUGAUGGCCACGACGACGCCCCAGGGCCAAACGAGAUCUUGAUGGGCGACAUUACAACGAUUGAUCGCAACAAUGACGGUGAUGUUCAAAGAAACGAUGGAGACAGUCGUCAAACGUCAGAGAGUCAGCUGUGACGUGUAGAUUGCAUAUGUGACACUGACAUACAACUGAUUCAAGACGUUUUAUGCCUACGGUUCAUCGAAGGUUUUUCCUGGGCGGUUUGUGGUAUUGGAGAACAUUUCAGAUUGACACUGGGCAAACAUCGCCCUAAGAACAGAACAGGCUCAGUAAAAUGCCCACAUUUGUUUAUCGGGCGAUGUUCUGUACAGUGAGUGAGUGAAAGAGUGAGUGAAAGAGUGAGUGAGUGGCUCAUCAUCAGUAUCACCAUCAUCAGAUCUUCAUAUCCGAUUUUUGGUGUCCCCCGCCGUGAUAUUGCUGGAAUAUUGCUAAAAGCGGCGUAAAACUCACUCACUCACCCACUGUAUAUAUUUCAUGUCAGAGUGAUCUGUUUUAUUGGAUGCCUUGUUGAAAUGAAACAUACCACGCGGAGAUAUACUGUACGAGGGCUAUAUACUAUAUACUAUAAAUAUAUAU
Messenger RNA from Haliotis rufescens (red abalone), 1229 nucleotides. RefSeq lists its product as uncharacterized. NCBI's taxonomy places the organism in Eukaryota, Metazoa, Mollusca, Gastropoda, Lepetellida, Haliotidae. The record is from RefSeq and is a predicted model, not a curated record. The coding region runs from base 176 to 769 and encodes 197 amino acids. The transcript has 3 exons.